UUUUUAACGCAUUUAGGUUUAAUUCUUAAACAGUCAUACUGUGUGCAAACAGAUUUUACAGCCACAUCCACCCACUUAUUUAGUUUGGCAAUACUGUACUUGUUUCAGAAGUGCUAGACACAAAUAGCAGAGCGAACUAUCAAAAUGAAUCCAAGUUUUGUCCUUGUUUUUCUGAUCUUCAUUUGUUUCUCUGACUCAGAAGCAAAACCUUACAGAACUCCUGCCUGUUACAAAUACCCACUCGAGGGAUGCCCUUUCAUUUUCUCACCAGUUUGUGGCACAGAUGGCAACAGCUAUGCAAAUGAAUGUGUUCUGUGCCACACAAUAAGAAAAACCAAGAUGAUGAUCCAGAUUGUCAAAACCAGACAGUGCUGAGCAAGUUUCCCUUCAACCCAGUUAUGCUUCUCAUCUUACUAAUGUGCACAAACAAGAUUGCUGGACAGACACUAGAGGAAAUUUUUACUUCUCAAUAGUACAACUGUUUUAUUUCCUGUUUUGACAAUGUAAUGUGAGAGCUUUUCUUUGUAUUUAGCAGUCAGGUACCACAUUCUUGAUUUUGAGAUAAAAGGCCAUCUUUUUAGGGUUGUUUUAAGGAAUUGUUGUUUUGAAGUAAUGCACUUAAACAGUUUCUUAAGUUAAACAGUUCUUUGAAAAAUGAGAAUGAACUUCUAAACCUGUCUAAAAAAGUUAGGAUGUUUCUUUAACUGUUAACUUGAUUUAAUUAAUUAAAAAUA
Acipenser ruthenus (sterlet) is the source of this 734-nucleotide messenger RNA. RefSeq names its product trypsin inhibitor ClTI-1-like. NCBI's taxonomy places the organism in Eukaryota, Metazoa, Chordata, Actinopteri, Acipenseriformes, Acipenseridae. Gene Ontology annotation, molecular function: protein binding. Bases 145 to 375 code for a protein of 76 amino acids. The record is from RefSeq and is a predicted model, not a curated record. The transcript has 4 exons.